CUCCAGAGAGAGAGAGAGAGAGAGAUGUCUCACUCGCCGUCGGGAUCGCGCGCGACGGCGCGGUCGGCCGGGGAGGAGGCCUUCGCCGACGCAGCAGCGGAGGAAGGCAGCGAGUCCCAGAUCUCCGCGCUCCUCUUCGACAUGUCGAAUCAGGUCCAGGAUAGCCUCCAGAACAUGCUGAAGAUGACCAGUGAGAUCGAGCAGUGUGGUGGCGAGAUUGAGGCUGAGAUCCAGCAGGCCAAGGAGGGCGUGGCUGACAAGUGCAGGGCGCUCGAGGAGGAGAAGGAAAGGUUCCAGAAGGUUGCCCUUGCCGCGCUUAACAUCCUGAGCGGCGGCAUCUGAAGCCCACGCCGCCUCCAUAUGAACCAAGACUGAUCCUGAUAGGUGCCACCCUCUGUAGAUCACAGCUCAUGUUACAUGUUUGAGUCUUGCAAAAUGUCAAUUGGUCACCAGUGUUAGUCGCCUUUCUUUUGCUUAGUCUGUCAGCAAUUUGGACCAGCGCGUGAUGGGAGUACCAGACUAUCAGUAGUAGUAGUUUGUAUGGGUUGACUCUUUCGGUGAAGCAGAGCAUAGCUGUAUAGUUGGUAAUUUGUCCCUUCUGAAUUCUUGUUGGUGGUAAUGAUCUGCGAAUAAAGUGUCAGAGCUUAUGCCGUUCCA
Lolium rigidum is the source of this 657-nucleotide messenger RNA. RefSeq lists its product as uncharacterized. NCBI's taxonomy places the organism in Eukaryota, Viridiplantae, Streptophyta, Magnoliopsida, Poales, Poaceae. The coding region runs from base 25 to 342 and encodes 105 amino acids. The transcript has 2 exons. The record is from RefSeq and is a predicted model, not a curated record.